This is a messenger RNA of Scleropages formosus (Asian bonytongue), 696 nucleotides long. Its product is annotated as transcription factor HES-2-like. The transcript has 5 exons. Bases 83 to 679 code for a protein of 198 amino acids. The record is from RefSeq and is a predicted model, not a curated record. Lineage: Eukaryota; Metazoa; Chordata; Actinopteri; Osteoglossiformes; Osteoglossidae. Gene Ontology annotation, molecular function: protein dimerization activity.
UGGGGGAGAAUCACAGAAACGUUCCUCGCGGGCGCCCGGUGCAGGAUGGGGCGUGUUGAACGAACGAACACGCCUGUGAAGCAUGGCCCCUAGCACCAAAUCAGUCGAGUCGCAUGGCUCUGCGCUCGAAAUGACCAAAAGAAGACAAGCCAUUGAGCUGAGAAAGACCAUGAAGCCUUUGAUGGAGAAGAGGCGACGCGCGCGCAUCAAUGAGAGCCUCAACCACCUGAAGACCCUCAUUCUCCCUUUAACUAGAAAAGAUAAAUCUCGGUAUUCCAAGCUUGAAAAAGCUGAUGUUCUUGAGAUGACCGUGAGAUUUCUGAAGGAUCUUACACAUGCACCAAUUAAAAGUCCAUCGGACAGUUACAGAGAGGGCUACAAAGCCUGUCUUCAGCGGGUCUCCACCCUGCUUCCCAAAACGAACCUCCUGGACGCGGACACAAGCCGGCGCCUCAACGAGUACAUCCAGCAGGCCAUGACACCCUGCCAGAGCUGCAACUGCAGCGGUGAGACCUCCAGACCUGCUCCCCAGAUGAACUCGAAAAGUGUCCAGAACUUCAGGUCCUCAGGAGCUGCAAUCUCAAGAUUUGAAGCUCAGCGUGCGUCAAGAGGCAGCAUCCUGAUCCAACCGCAGCCAGCACCGCAGGCUGUCAGUAAUAACGUGUGGAGACCUUGGUAGAUCUAGAUACAGAAGCA